AUGCAAACGGUGUGUGGCCCUGCUGACCAGUCCAAUGAGAACACGUGGAGGGCAGACAUAUCAGCAGACCGAAGACACGUCAAUGUGUUGUUAGAUUUAAGUGAGGAAGAGACCAAGAAAGACCUGCAACCACACGAGUAUCACUGUUCCCCGGGUUGGGAUGAAGCUGUGUGUGGCUGGAGAAGAGUCGCCCCAUAUGCCGGCCUAUUUCUGGCUGAGGACACUGGCCCCAGACCAAAGCACAAAGAUAUUGAGCAUGAUGCUUCCACAUCUGGAGAGUCAUACCCCAAACUCACUUUCCUCUGUUUGGGUCUGAAUAUGCACUGCACUGAGAAAGUCCUCAAAGUCAAAGUCUAUGGUGUUGUGUUGCUCCUGAACAGAGCUGAGACCAGCCCCACAUCCUUCUGA
Messenger RNA from Knipowitschia caucasica, 408 nucleotides. NCBI's taxonomy places the organism in Eukaryota, Metazoa, Chordata, Actinopteri, Gobiiformes, Gobiidae. The record is from the annotation of a GenBank genome assembly.